AUGUCCUACCCUACCCCUCAGAAUAGUGCUCCUAACCCACAGGCUAUCUUAGCAGCGGCUGUAGCUGUUCCUUUUUACCAGGUUGUUCAGCCUCAAGAUGCCCAACCUGACAGACCUAUCGGAUAUGGAGCAUUUGGUGUAGUUUGGGCAGUGACUGAUCCUAGAGAUGGGAAGAGAGUUGCUCUCAAGAAGAUGCCAAAUGUCUUCCAAAACCUGAUUUCGUGUAAACGUGUGUAUAGGGAGUUAAAAAUGUUGUGCCAUUUUAAACAUGACAAUGUAUUAUCGUCAGUAGAUAUAUUACAACCACCUCAUAUAGAUUUCUUUCAAGAAAUAUACGUUGUGACUGAGUUAUUACAAAGUGAUCUCCAUAAAAUUAUUGUCUCACCGCAGCCUCUUACAUCCGACCAUGUUAAAGUCUUUCUUUAUCAAAUACUCAGGGGUUUAAAAUACCUCCACUCUGCGAGAGUUUUACAUCGAGAUAUUAAACCAGGCAAUUUAUUAGUCAAUAGUAAUUGUUGUUUAAAGAUCUGUGACUUCGGUUUAGCUCGAAUAGAAGAACCAGAUGAAGCCAUACACAUGACACAAGAAGUUGUGACCCAAUAUUACAGAGCACCUGAAAUAUUAAUGGGUGCUAAACAUUAUGGUUCUGGGGUAGAUAUAUGGUCUGUAGGGUGUAUAUUUGCUGAAUUAUUAGGCCGCCGUAUCUUAUUCCAGGCUCAAAGUCCCAUUCAACAGCUUGAUCUCAUCACCGAUUUAUUAGGAACACCAGCACCACAUGAUAUGAAAACAGCAUGUGAAGGUGCCAAGGCUCAUAUACUACGUCAACCACAUAAACAUCCCUCAUUAGCUGCAUUAUAUAGUUUAUCUAAUCAAGCCACACAUGAAGCUGUACAUUUAUUAUGUAGAAUGCUUGUAUUUGAUCCUGAUAAAAGAAUUAGUGCAAGUGAUGCAUUAGCUCAUCCAUUUUUAGAUGAAGGUAGAUUAAGAUAUCAUUCAUGUAUGUGUAAAUGUUGUACAAACUCUGCCAAUGGCCGACAUUAUAAUACCAGUGAAUUUGACCCUGUUUGUAACCAACCAUUUAGUUAUGCAUUUGAGGAUGAAUUAACCUCAGUGUCAAAAGUCAAAGAAAAACUCCACAAAUUCAUCUCUGAGCAGCAACAAAAAAAUAAACGAGUGCCUCUUUGUUUAAAUCCAAAUUCCCUCUCCUUUAAAACGUUCCAGAAGUAA
This is a messenger RNA of Lottia gigantea (owl limpet), 1227 nucleotides long. RefSeq lists its product as hypothetical. NCBI's taxonomy places the organism in Eukaryota, Metazoa, Mollusca, Gastropoda, Lottiidae. Gene Ontology annotation, cellular component: cytoplasm; nucleus. Gene Ontology annotation, biological process: intracellular signal transduction; protein phosphorylation. The record is from RefSeq and is a predicted model, not a curated record. The transcript is spliced from 9 exons. Bases 1 to 1227 code for a protein of 408 amino acids. Gene Ontology annotation, molecular function: MAP kinase activity; ATP binding.